Messenger RNA from Cryptomeria japonica (Japanese cedar), 485 nucleotides. RefSeq names its product ubiquitin-conjugating enzyme E2 8-like. NCBI's taxonomy places the organism in Eukaryota, Viridiplantae, Streptophyta, Pinopsida, Cupressales, Cupressaceae. The transcript has a single exon. Gene Ontology annotation, cellular component: nucleus. The coding region runs from base 1 to 447 and encodes 148 amino acids. The record is from RefSeq and is a predicted model, not a curated record. Gene Ontology annotation, biological process: protein polyubiquitination. Gene Ontology annotation, molecular function: ubiquitin conjugating enzyme activity.
AUGGCUUCCAAAAGGAUUCUGAAGGAGCUCAAUGAUCUUCAGAACGACCCUCCCACAUCAUCUAGUGCAGGUCCAUUGGCAGAGGAUAUUUUCCACUGGCAAGCUACAAUUAUGGGGCCUCCAGAUAGUCCAUAUUCAGGUGGUGUUUUUUUGGUCACUAUUCACUUCCCUCGAGAUUAUCCAUUCAAGCCCCCAAAGGUUGCAUUCCACACAAAAGUUUACCAUCCUAAUAUCAAUAGCAAUGGUAGUAUCUGCCUUGACAUUCUGAAGGAACAAUGGAGUCCUGCAUUGACAAUAUCCAAGGUUUUACUUUCAAUAUGUUCUUUAUUGACCGACCCAAACCCAGAUGAUCCUCUUGUACCUGAGAUUGCUCACAUGUAUAAGACUGAUAAGGCAAAGUAUGAAGCAACUGCAAGAAACUGGACUCAAAUGUAUGCAAUGGGUUAGUAAUGAUAGAAGGAACAUCCUAGCUAUGAAACCUAGCU